Molecule: messenger RNA, 4068 nt
Organism: Aspergillus affinis
Lineage: Eukaryota; Fungi; Ascomycota; Eurotiomycetes; Eurotiales; Aspergillaceae
Product: putative nuclear pore complex subunit Nup133
Exons: 4
Coding region: 1-4068 (1355 amino acids)
Biological process (GO): protein import into nucleus; poly(A)+ mRNA export from nucleus; transcription-dependent tethering of RNA polymerase II gene DNA at nuclear periphery
Cellular component (GO): nuclear pore outer ring
Molecular function (GO): structural constituent of nuclear pore; protein binding
Source: RefSeq, a predicted model, not a curated record
AUGUUUGUACCAAAAACAGCAGUUACGUCUACGGGCCCCCUGCGCAACCCUCGACGGCGUCAGCGCACAGGUUCUGAUGAUUCCGUCAAGCCACCGAGUGCUAAAAGACAGCGCUCUGCUUUACGGAAUGGAGAUUCCGGGGCAUCAUCAGAAAACCAACUGGGCCAGCAUAGUUCUGACGAGUCUUCAGAAUAUCCAAUUCACUCAACUUCGGACGAACGCGCAGCAUUCGCUGUCGAUUCUUCCUCCAGUCCGAAAGCGAUACCAAUCAGGAGCAUACAGAAGAUUGAGAAAGAAGUUAAUAAACUUGACGCUACUAUUGUACUGUCAAAAACAGAUUUCUAUACAGUUUCACAACUUCCUACACUACCUGAUCAGCUCCGCAAUUCGCAACCCGGACCUUUGACAUGUUUUGCUGGAAUCAGUCUGGGGUAUGGAUUGGCUAUGACAAACUCCCAUGCAACAAUUUGGCCCUAUGCAAUUGCCGCCUCGUCGCCUUCACCCGCCGAUGUUUUCUCGGUUUCAAUACCUGACGCACACAAGGAUUCUGCAGAAACAGUUCCUCUAGGAGUACUUUUAUCUGCCGCGACGAACGGUAUUCCUGGUCUGAUGGUCAUCGUGCCUCACAGUGGAAAAAUUGUUUACUGGGAAACCGUUGCCAGUGCAGCGUCUUUGGGGUUGCAGAGACAGAAACAAACAGGGAUCCAGGCUCAGAUAAACAAUCUGUCUUAUGGCGAGUAUGCUACGAAUUUGAUUAGCUGCGAGCCUUCUGGGGUCUUGGCUACAUUUUCUACCGGGCGUGUCGCACACAUAACCGUGCGAGACCCCCAGGGCAGGCCCAUGGUGAGCGUCAACUUCCUCCGGAACACGUCAAACAGCCGCGCCAGUAGCUUUUUGGGGGGGAUCAAAAAUGCGCUUGGAAGCGGCUUUUGGAAGAAAGAUCUAGCGGCUAUUCGGGCAAGUCAAUCUCAUCAGCGAGGUCAACGCGAUGUCAUAAUUGCCACCUCAUCCGGUGUCAUCGAGAUCUGGGAUACACAUUGGAAUAAUGGGAGCAUCCUCAGAAAACAGUUCGACAUAAAGAACCACCUGAACCAGUUUUUCAGGGUGCAUGAUAUGGCAAUUAGCGAGGAUUCCAAUAUUCGGAUCUUAGACUUUGCACUCCGGCCCGUGAAGAACGACACAAAUUGUUCGCCAGUCGAGAUCCCAGGGGCCUGCCAAAUCCUCUUGGUUCUAGCACUCCCUGAGUCGAAACACAACAGUGUUUCUCUGGUACAGGUUGAUUUAUCAGAAGAAGUCCGCAUUGAUUUCGUCACCUCCAUCGAUCUAUACAGCGUUUCUACCGGUUUGGAUAAUAUCAAGCCUAAGCUGCUAGUCCCCCACCCUGGAGAUACCGCAUUCAUCAUGAUAGGACACUCAGUCAUACUUGCAUCAUUGAAACACAUGAAGAGCCCAGUUGCUGGGUCCCACUUAUCCAUCAAUGCCGAUGAAAAACCGCGAGUUUCAUAUGAUUCGCUCACUUUUCGCUCAGGCAAAGGCUACGAGAUCUUGGGUUGUUGCGCCGAACACCAAAGUACCGAGAGCUCACCCCCUGCCUGUCUCGUAAUGGUCCGGGAUUUUGGCCUUAUUCGGAUCUCUGCCUUCCCGCGUCCGAUGACAGAGAGCACUGCCGAAAGUGCUGGUGUCUCCGCCAAGGAAAAAAUCGAGCAAGCCAUAUUCUACGGGACAAUGCUAGGCAAUCCUUUGAGUCUGAAUAGAAAGAGCGACCUGGCCUUCCCCCCCAUUGAAAUAGAGCAGGCUACACUGGAAAUCUGCUCGGAGAUACUGCACUCCACUUCGAGAUUUGUACCCACAACGGCAAUAUCUAUGGAUCAGAACUUGAGGUCUCGAGCGAAGGCGCUUACUGAUCUGGCGUCGCUUCUAAUGGAGCUAAAUUUGACAGUUGACCGGCGAACUUGGUGGGAGCUACUGUGGGGCGCAGAGAAACUCGCGGCCCAAAGGGCUCUGUGGAGAUGGGAAGAAAAUGCUAGGAAAAGUAAAACUUCCGGUCCAACAUUCCUCAGUCACGUCAUCGGCAUCAUGAGCGAUAAAUUCAAAACGUGCAUUGAUAAGUCAGGCGAUGAUAUCGAUCCAGUGCGCAGCUGGUUACUAUACGAUACCUCUCGAAUGGAACACAUUGUUCCAUGGAUAUACAACGCUAUCAAGCCCCAAAAAGGACAAUCUACCAGACAAGGACGCAUGAUGGCUGAGAAAAUAUAUGAGGCUAGCGAGCUCUCCUUGGCCGUGUUAGAGACCGCUUUUCAAUACCGAGAUGAGCACGCCAAUCAGUACGGCAUUGGAGACGGUUAUCUAGAAGAUGGAGUUUUGAUUACCGGCUACAAGGAUCUCCCAGAGUUCUGGACCUCAAAGAUCAUUAGCUGCGUUGAAACUGGUCACCUGUUAGAUUUGGAACUUGACAGCUGCAGGCUCUGGAUCCAAAAACCAAGUUCGACUGUUGAAGCCCCCGAAUACCAAACAAUCAGACGAAUCGCGAGAAAUUGUGCAAGGAAACUUCAGGUUCUCGGCCAAAUGUACAGUGAACGGGUCCGGUGGCUUAACGCUCAAGAAGACCCCAAGUUGCUUGAAGAGAGCAUCACUACGGAGCAAGCACUUGUCAAGCAACGAAAAUGGCAAUUGUUCAAGUUGGCGGGUAUUGGACAACUGGAAGAUGCUAUCGCUAUGGCGGAGAAAUUUCGAGACAUGGGGGCUUUGGUAGAACUCAUAAUCGAGUUACAAGAUCAGACCAAAAGCCGGAAUGUCCAACAAACUUUACCAGGAAACACCUUCGCCGUUGCUGCUCCGGGUAGCGAGUCGGAAGACCUUAGCAGGAAGAUCAGCUUAUAUUUUGAGAAGUUUGGGGAAUCAUGGGCAGAUGCCUUCUUUUCACGACAAAUAUCAAUGGGUCAGCCUGGAGUAUUGUUCGCGAUGACCAAAUUUCAAACUUUUGUGACUAGGUUCUUACAUAAAUAUCCAGCUUAUUCGCGGUUAGGCUGGAUUAAUGAUGUGCUUGGCGAACAUAAUUUUGACGUCGCUGCUCGGUCAUUGGAGAACCUGGCUAUUGAGCAGGAGUCAGACAUCUGGAGCCAUCGAGCCCAACUAUCUUUCUCCAAGCUUGCCAAGUUGGCAUCAUGGGAGGAGGACAAUUGCACAGACAACCCAGCUCUUCAUCACGAUAUCCGGCGUCUCGAAGACCUUGCCGAAAUCGAUGCAGUCCAGGAAGUCAUCCAUGCCUACAUUGCCCCAGUAUUGCAAGGCGCGAUAGACCACAAGGCUGAAAUCGAUCUGGCCAUGGGUCAUUUCGGCAAAUCAACUGCUGAGGACAGACCAUCGCUCCAUGAGAUUCUACGGGAGGCUUUGACUCGAAUAGUCAGCAGGCAGGUCGUCGGUGUCGAGCGAUUGGUCGACUUUUUGACGUUGAUGGAUUCCACUGGCGAUACCGAACUCGAUCAAAGCGAAUUUGCAGGAAAGGAAUUCUAUCUGGCUUUGCGUGCUAUUCGACUCAGUCCCUACGGCCAACGCGACCCCCUCUAUAAUGCGGCGUUGCAAAAGCUGGUAUGGCGAAGAUGCAUGCUGAAAGACAAUUGGUCAGUUACAGGUCAGGCCGUGCAGGAAGUGGAUCGUGAAUUUGAGUCUUUUCUCUAUAAUUCAACGCUUUUCCGUACCCUCGACUUAUGCCUAAAAGAUAGACAAAACGAAGACAACAACGUUUCGCUCUUUGUGCCCACUUCUCCUCGUGAUGUGUCACUAACGGAGUCGCAUUUGGACCACCUCGUUUCCCGGUUUCCCCUUGAGCAGCGCAGUAGAAUUGGCCGUGAUCUGGAAAGGGAGAACGAGAACUUGACUCAGAGCAUUGAGAGCGGGAAGCUUGAGUUUUGGUUCAAUCAUCUUGUUGCAUUUGCUGAAAACGCUGGACCAACGAUGAACACAACAAGUAUCGAAAAUGGGUCCAAUAAUCACCAAGGGCAGAUUGAACAAUCCUCACCACGGUCACCGGAAUCGGUGGGCGAAAAGUCGCGUAUAAGUUGGCUUUAA